AAGUGGUUCAUUUGGUCGAUGCAGAAGAUUGGUCUAGCGAGUCAUCUGAAGGUCUUUCCUGAGAAUGGAGUUUGCAAGGGCCAGUUGACGAUGCAGCUCAAGCGUCUUCGGGAGACUCAGGAAUCACUUACCUGGCCUUGAAAUAGUGAUGACCUACCUGUUGUUUCAUUCGAGAGUCACCAGGCAAUCGCUGAAACGUCCUCUUAUCCUCAUUUCGGGUUUCAUUCACGAUGUUUCGAUGUUCAUGGAUGAGCACCCAAGUGGCCUCCACCUCCUUGUCAAAUUUAUCGGCAAGGAUACGACUACUGCUUUCUUCGGUGAUAUGUAUGACCACUCGAACGCGGCUCACAACAGUCUCGCUAUGAAACGCGUGGGUGUACUCCACGGCGGACAUCCUCACGUCCUGAACAUCGUGAAACGAAUUCCGCAGUCAACAGUUGAAAAUUGCACGGUACAACGAAUUGAGCUCCAACUAUGCUAGCACCCACCGCAUGGAGUGGUGAGGAAAAGCCAGCGAAAGGUACUCCGGUUAAGAAGCUCUAGAUGUGGAAAUGGCAGGUCCUAGGCCUCAUGCCUCAUUGUUAAACGUUUUUACCUGUCCUCGUUUCCCCGAUAUUAGACUGAUUCGCUGAC
Guyanagaster necrorhizus is the source of this 633-nucleotide messenger RNA. RefSeq lists its product as uncharacterized. NCBI's taxonomy places the organism in Eukaryota, Fungi, Basidiomycota, Agaricomycetes, Agaricales, Physalacriaceae. The coding region runs from base 149 to 481 and encodes 110 amino acids. The record is from RefSeq and is a predicted model, not a curated record. The transcript has 3 exons.